AUGAGAGCACCUAAGGAGCCUAAGAUCAAGCCGCCUUCUAUUGAUGCUUACCAUGGAACCACUGAUCGAGACAUGCAUCUGCUAGCCUAUUGGCACCACAUGUAUGUUCAGGGGACAAAUGAGUCUACCUGGUGCAAGUAUUUUCCAGGAACACUAAAAGGGGUAGCGUCAAAAUGGCUCGAGAGGCUUCCGGCAGGGACGAUUAGUUCUUUUUUCGAGCUUGAGAUGUUGUUUUCCACUCGGUUCAUGGCUUACAAAGAAGAGAAGAAGACAAGUAUGCACUUGAGUCGGAUUCAGCAAUGGAAAUACGAGUCAUUAAGAAGUUACGUGAAGCAAUUUAAUUUGGAAUCAGGGCAAAUCCCGGACCUGCCUGAUGGUGUAGCAUUCGACAACUUCAUUCGUGGGCUGAAAAAGGAUGAAGUGUUGGAUGAGGAUAAGGCGUUCAUUCAUGCAACUGAAAUUUGUAGCGUCCCAAAAGACCCCCGAGGAAGUGAUAACGCCGAGCCAGAAGAGAAAAAAGAUAAAUUUGAAAAGAAGGGUUCCCGGCCAAAUGGAACGUGGGCCAUUUCGAAGGAACCUACUAGGGUUCCAACGGCUGCAGGGAAAAAGAGGGGAAGGACCUAUGAUCGAGAACGUUUUGAAUAUAACACUGACUUAAUAUCCCAUUCUGAUGGACCCACAUUUCAGCGGCUAAUUAACACUGUUUUCUGCAAGCAACUUGGUCGAAACAUUGAGGCUUACAUUGACGAGAUGAUUGUAAAAAGUAAAGAGAGAGCGGCACAUCUGACCGACUUGAAAGAAACAUUUGAAACACUUCGUUCUUGCAAAAUGAGGCUGAACCCUAAGAAAUGCGUUUUCGGAGUAACUUCAGGGAAGUUUCUCGGUUUCUUGAUUGAUGAACAGGGGAUAGAGACAAACCCAGAUAAAAUACAGGCGGUGAUGAACAUGAGCUCGCCAAAAACUGUCAAAGAAGUCCAGCGGCUAACGGGUUGUCUGGCGGCAUUAGGCAGAUUCCUAUCCAGGGCCGGAGAUAAAUGCCAUUAA
Spinacia oleracea (spinach) is the source of this 1044-nucleotide messenger RNA. RefSeq lists its product as uncharacterized. NCBI's taxonomy places the organism in Eukaryota, Viridiplantae, Streptophyta, Magnoliopsida, Caryophyllales, Amaranthaceae. The coding region runs from base 1 to 1044 and encodes 347 amino acids. The record is from RefSeq and is a predicted model, not a curated record. The transcript has 3 exons.